AUGUUUCGUGCUGGUGGCAAGAGACUCCUUCACCCCUCUUUACUGGUGCUUUUGGGUAUCACUGUGUUGCAAAUGUGGGUGUGUUGGCACUCAUGCCAAGUUGGAGCCAUUCGUGUGUUCCCAUCUAAUGCAAUGGCCAAACUGAAAUUCAGCCAUGUCAGUGAAAAGGAUGAGAAGGUCAAGGAGGAUCCGUCGCAUAAGCACUUCAGUGGAAGCACUUUUGGCCUUAUAAGCAAUGCAACCCAAAAGGGAUUUGGUGAAGACAAGCGAAGAGUGCCCAGUUGCCCGGAUCCUCUCCACAAUUAA
Molecule: messenger RNA, 306 nt
Organism: Sphenostylis stenocarpa
Lineage: Eukaryota; Viridiplantae; Streptophyta; Magnoliopsida; Fabales; Fabaceae
Source: the annotation of a GenBank genome assembly